GUGGCCGAGGACUUGGAUGCAGCCACCCUGCGGGUCUUGGCUCCCCGUGCCGAGGUUCUCGCCCAGCCGGACUCGGCCGGGCAAACAGCGCUGCAUUUGGCUGUUCGGGCACGGCCCGACGAUGAUGUCACGGCCGUGACUGCGCUGCUCGUAGCAAUGCGAGCAGACCUCGCCCUUCGGAACCAACGGGGAGAGACGCCGUUGCUGCUGGCGGUUCGUGCCGCCUUGGCUGCCGGAGUCCAGGGGGAUGGCCCCUGGCUACUUCCUAUCCGCCUCAUGCUGGAGGCGAAGGCAGCUGCUUGUGCAUCUGACAACCAGGGAAGGGCUGCCUUGACGUAUUCCGCGGCAGCAAACAAUCUGUCUCUCUGCCGCCUGCUGCUGGACUUCCGUGCCGAUCCAGAACAGCGCAACGCGUCCGGGGCAACUGCCCGGAGUGUGGCGAGCCGCCAAGGACACCAGCAUGUUGUCGAGUUGUUGGCGCAGGCUGCGCGUCCAGUUCGACCUGAAGCAAAGCCUUCAGUAAAGCCUCAAGCCACGAACAGGGUUCCCAACCCUCCGCAGCUCUCGCCCAUGGAGCGACUACGUGAGGAAUGUCGCAGGGCGCAGAUUCCGAUCGAUUGGUGCUCGACUGAAGAACAGUUGAGGGAGUUGAAAGGACGCUGGCAACAUUUGAGCUGCCUGUCCAUGCAGCAGCUGGUGCAGGAGGCCAAGAUGCAGCGCAUCAACACGCAGGGCGCCUCCAAACCGGAGGAGCUUCGCAAGCGCCUUGUGCAGCAGCAUUGCUGGGAGAUGAUGACGGACCAGGAGCUGCAGCAAUGCUGCUUCGCACAGGGCGUGCUGUUCCCAAAGAACUGCUUUAACACGCAGUUUGCCGCAAACCGAGAGGCUGACAGGCUGGACAUCAUCACUCGGCUCAAGGAAGCAACCUUCGGCCUCCGACCAGGAGAGUUUGGGCCGCUUCCCGUGGAUCCGAAGAAAGCAGCUGAGCCUCGAGGUUCUACCGGCUUUCGCCCACCUCCUCGGCCGAAGGCUCGCUCACCUCCGCGCCGUGAGCAAGAGCACAAAGAAGCAGAAGCAGAGGACAGAGGCGACCAGAAAGAUGCUGGGCCUCGAGUUCGUCGGCUACUCCAGGAGUUCCCGGGCUUCUGUGGCGAAAUGCCGGGGCUCGAAGCGGAGACCUGGUCUGAGCAGGAGCUGAAACAGUACUUUUAUUCUAACGGCUACAUUCGGCCAAAGAGACGAGAAGUUCAUCAGCCCACUCGGGAGGAGGCUUCCGUGCGCCAGCAUCUGGCGACCCUCGGCCUCACGGCACCGGCGUCGGCCGAAGCGGUGAAACGCGCCUUCCGUAGUCUUGCUUUGAAGUAUCAUCCCGACAAGCGACCGGAUGAUCAGACUCGAAGUGCGGAUUUCCAGCGCAUCAAGGAUGCAUACGAUGCGCUGACGGCGGCCGGCCUGGCUUAG
Symbiodinium sp. CCMP2456 is the source of this 1461-nucleotide messenger RNA. The record is from the annotation of a GenBank genome assembly. Lineage: Eukaryota; Dinophyceae; Suessiales; Symbiodiniaceae.